UGGGCUGCCGUCACUCUCAAGACGCAACCUGCCAACAGCGUUUUCCACGGCGUUCGGUGCGUGCGGCCAUGAUUUUGCAGCUGUGCUUGGUGGCUUCAGCGGCUUCAGCCCUUGCCAGCUCUGAGAACUGCGAUGCAGGUGCCAGCUGCGCCGCGUCCAUGGACGCAACCAGCGAGGGGCCAUCCAUGGCGCUGCUGCAGACGGCGAACCAGCGGCUAAAUGCUUCGCGGGCCAAUGUGAGCAAGCCGAAUGUAGCGGCAAUCGAGUCAUCCAAGGAGUCCAAGGCCUGCGUGAAACUCACGGGCGGCACAUGCCUCAUCAGUGGCAUUUGCGACGACAGCCGAAGUGCAGAAUGCGACAGGACCCAAGGCUCCUUUACCUACGGCCAAUGCGUCUGUCCGCAAUUCACCUGCGCUUCUGAAGGCAAGUGCAGCUGGUCCGCGGCAGAGAUCCGCGAUGCCGUGGGCAGCGGGGCCGACAACGUAGUGGAGAAGGUUACCUCGACCGCAGCCAAUAUCCCGGGCUUAGCGGAUACCGCGGGCGCGAUCCAAGGAGUUUGGAACACCCUGGGUGGCGUGGUCGGGUCCAUUUUGGGCGCCAACGGAGGUUGUUCGGGUUAUGUGGGCCUCUGCUGGGGGCAAUGCUCCAACCAGCAGCAGUUGGGCUACACCGCGUCGUGUCAGUGGGGCUCCUGUCAAUGCAAGGCAGGCUUCUGCGCAAACAAUGGUAUUUGUCAGAUGGACCUGUCAGGAAUGUUAAAGGGCGCCGCAGGCAAUGCCUUGCGCUGAAGAAGCAAGCGUUUUCUGUGCUCGGGAAAUUAUAAGUCAGCCUGCCUUUGUGUGGCGUGGAUUUCUGCAGGUUCUUCUUUCAUGUGGACAAAUCAUCGAACCAGUCAACUGUGGAUUUGGAG
Cladocopium goreaui is the source of this 910-nucleotide messenger RNA. The record is from the annotation of a GenBank genome assembly. NCBI's taxonomy places the organism in Eukaryota, Dinophyceae, Suessiales, Symbiodiniaceae.